GUCAGCUGGCAUGCUGGGUGGGGCCUGCUUAGCCUGCAGGGACACAAGUCUGGGGACACUGAACUGUGUCCCUGCCCCAAGUCUUUUCAGCCCCACUGGCCACACGGCUCGGAUCUCCCCCUGCAGUCCCCCAGCUCCAAGAUGAUGGCCGAAGAGCACACAGACCUGGAGGCCCAGAUUGUCAAGGACAUCCACUGCAAGGAGAUCGACCUGGUGAACCGAGACCCUAAGAACAUUAACGAGGACAUCGUGAAGGUGGAUUUUGAAGACGUGAUUGCAGAACCCGUGGGCACCUACAGUUUUGACGGCGUGUGGAAGGUGAGCUACACCACCUUCACGGUCUCUAAGUACUGGUGCUACCGCCUGCUGUCCACGGUGCUGGGGGUCCCGCUGGCCCUGCUCUGGGGCUUCCUGUUCGCCUGCAUCUCCUUCUGCCACAUCUGGGCGGUGGUGCCUUGCAUUAAGAGUUACCUGAUCGAGAUCCAGUGCAUCAGUCACAUCUACUCCCUCUGCAUCCGUACCUUCUGCAACCCUCUCUUUGCUGCCCUGGGCCAGAUCUGCAGCAACAUCAAGGUCAUGCUGCGGAAGGAAGUGUAAAGCCAGGUGGGGGCGGUGGGGGUGACAAGGCAGGGGGAGUCAGUCCAGGCUGACCCCCUGGUUCUGCUCCAUGGGCCUGCCGGUGAGCGCUUUCUCUUUACGGACUGCUAUUUCCCCCCAAGAUGGAAAGAAAAGACAGCCCAGCCACGCAAGCAGUCUGCCCCUGACCUCACCUCAAUGCCCCUGUGACCAGGCAGGAGGAAAGAGAAUUUGCUAAGAGGCAGCUACCGCAAAUCUUUGCAUUCACCUGUACUGUAACAGCACAAACCAGCACUCAGUUCCCACCCGUGGUCAACCUGUCUGUGCAUGCCGCCCGGGAAAGCUACCAGUGACUCUUGGCAUUAGGAGGGUGGCUCCAAUAAAGGGGUUCGGCUGCAUUUAGAGAACGCUGUUUUGUGUGCAUCAAUAAGGUCCAUGCAUGUCCCCAUGAGCUCCAAAAAUACAGUUUGCUGCCCUGAGAAACAAGCGGGGCAAGUUGGUUGGCCCUUCUCCUGGCCAAAUUCAAGAACUAGAACGGAGUCUGGUUCCUCUUGGACUUCUUAUUUGCUGGGUAUCUGCUCCCCCAUGCUCCUUAAGAGAUUACUUCCCACUGAGUUCUUUUGCUCUGGGCCAGCCAGUGGUCAACAACAGAAGAAAAUGGCCCUUGGGCUGGAACCGCCAAGGGCAGAGCCUGGGUUCAAAACUCUGAACCUCCCCUUCAGCUCAGUAGACCCCAAGCCCCUGGCACUCCUGCUUGGCACACGCACCCCUUAAUGUGAUGGGGGCAUAAGGUCCAAUAUGUGCAUUUGUGGGCUCACUAUAGAUGUAAAGUACAAUAGCAAGGGCACGCCCUGCCCUUUCCUCACCAACCCCAGUGGGGGAGAAAAACAGUAAUCUUACAUUCUUUAGAGAUACUCUUCCUAAGAGUGUUAUUCAGAACUUAGUCCUUAGGGAAAAAAAAGGAUGGGGGUGGCUGUUGUGAUUAAAUU
This is a messenger RNA of Mustela lutreola (European mink), 1565 nucleotides long. It is a transcript of the gene CAV3, whose product is annotated as caveolin 3. Gene Ontology annotation, cellular component: caveola. The coding region runs from base 142 to 597 and encodes 151 amino acids. Gene Ontology annotation, molecular function: transmembrane transporter binding; molecular adaptor activity; connexin binding. The transcript has 2 exons. The record is from RefSeq and is a predicted model, not a curated record. NCBI's taxonomy places the organism in Eukaryota, Metazoa, Chordata, Mammalia, Carnivora, Mustelidae. Gene Ontology annotation, biological process: caveola assembly; regulation of membrane depolarization during cardiac muscle cell action potential.